AUGAGCAGACCUAACACUCGAAACAAAAACAAAAGACAAAGACCAUCAGAUGCUCUUGAUUCUUCUCAAAUUCUCCGGAAAAUUCACGAGGCAAAUGAUGUAACUGAUGAUGACAUUAAUCAACUUUUCAUGAUAUGGAAGCCCGUUUGUCAAGGUUGUCGUGUCAACACCCGUGACAAUCCAAACUGCUUCUGUGGCCUGGUUCCACCAGUCAAUGGAAGCCGGAAAUCUGGUUUGUGGCAGAAAACGUCUGAAUUCAUUCAGGCUCUUGGUCCAGAUCUGUCUUUGGAUCGUCGUGCUUCUGACUCUACACCGGCCGGUUUGACCAAUUUGGGUGCUACUUGCUAUGCCAACAGUAUACUUCAGUGUCUCUACAUGAAUACUGCUUUCCGGGAAGGAGUUUUUUCUGUUGAGGUUGAUGUCUUGAAACAGUAUCCAGUCUUGGAUCAGAUUGCUCGGCUUUUUGCACAGCUGCAUGCUAGCAAAAAGUCUUUUGUUGAUUCAGAUGCUUUUGUCAAGACGCUGGAGUUGGAUAAUGGGGUUCAACAGGAUACCCAUGAGUUCUUGACAUUGCUUCUGUCCUUGCUUGAGCGUUGCUUACGCCAUUCUGGAGUUUACAAAGCUAAAACAAUUGUGCAAGAUCUCUUCCGUGGUAGUGUCUCGCAUGUGACCACGGAGUCUGAAGCUUCUUCAAAGGUGGAAGAUUUUUAUGCCCUUGAGUUGAAUAUCAAAGGCCUCAAAACUUUGGAUGCUAGUUUGAACGAUUACCUUAGCGUGGAGCAGCUCAAUGGGGAUAAUCAAUAUUUUUGUGGAAGUUGCAAUGCUAGAGUAGAUGCCACACGCUGCAUUAAGCUGCGCACACUACCUCCUGUUAUCACGUUUCAGCUCAAACGAUGUGUUUUCCUUCCAAAGACCACAGCAAAGAAGAAAAUUACUUCCUCUUUUUCCUUUCCUCAAGUGCUGGAUAUGGGAACCAGAUUGGCAGAGUCUUCUCAAAACGAGCUGACAUACGAUCUCUCUGCUGUGUUAAUCCACAAAGGAAGCGCUGUGAACAGUGGACAUUAUGUUGCUCACAUAAAAGAUGAAAAGACUGGCUUGUGGUGGGAAUUUGAUGAUGAGCAUGUGUCAGAACUGGGUAAACGGCCAUUCAAUGAAGGUUCUUCCUCAACUACACAAUCCGAGAGUAAUGGUACGACGAGUGGUGGGAAUACCACAGAUGUGAUUCAAUCAGGCUCUUCAGACUGUAGGUCUGCUAUUAAGUCAGAGGUUUUCUCAUCCAGUGAUGCUUAUAUGCUGAUGUAUAGUCUUAGAUGCGGUAAACAGGAAAAUCAGGAAAGGCAUAGAGAAAAUCCUAUCGACAUAACUAAAGGAGAAGUUGAUAGUGUUCAACAGCUUGAAGGUGGUUAUCUUCCGCUACAUCUUGAUGAAUGGAUCGAUAAGAUGAAUGCAUUAUUCCUUGAGAGUUGCAAGCAAUUUGAUUCAUUAAAGGAAAGAGAAUUGAGUGCUUUGACUGAAAGGAGGCAAGAAGUACGGACAAUACUUUCAGAAGCAGCGGUUCAGUCACUUGAAGAACAAUAUUUUUGGAUCUCCACAGAUUGGCUUCGUCUGUGGGCGGAUACCAUUUUGCCUCCCGCUUUGGACAACACCCCUUUACUCUGCUCCCAUGGGAAAGUUCUUGCCUCAAAGGUUAAUUGCAUGAAGCGAAUAUCUGAGCUAGCAUGGGCCAAGUUAGAAUCAAAGUUCAAUGGUGGACCAAAGUUAGGGAAAGGGGACUAUUGCAGGGACUGCCUUAUGGAUGGUGCCCGCAUGGUUGUCUCUUCUGACAGCUAUAGGGAUCGAAGAACAUUAAUGAAAAGCAUUGCAAGUGAUGUUCUUUCGGGAAAGUGUGAGGACGGAAUGUAUUAUAUCUCUAAAGUAUGGUUGCAGCAAUGGAUGAAAAGGAAAACCCUUGAUGCUCCCAAUGAAGCAGAUGUGGGGCCCACAAAUGCAAUUACGUGCAGUCAUGGAGAGCUGAUGCCAGAGCAAGCGCCAGGGGCCAAAAGAAUUCUAGUUCCAGAGAAUCUCUGGUCAUUCCUUGUUGAAGAUGCUCUAAAAGUGAUGCCAGAAGAUACUUCGGGUUGUCCUUGUUUCCCUUUGGACUCCAGCCAAUGUUGUCAUUGCACAGAGGAACUUUCUGAGGUUGCAUGCAUCGAGGAUUCACUAAGAACAUUUAAGGUCAAGCAGCGUCAAAAUCACGAGAAGUUAGCCACAGGAAAGGGUAUACCAUUAACGCCACAAAGCCGAUAUUUCUUGUUGCCUUCUCCGUGGCUAGUGCAGUGGAGAAGCUAUAUUAACAUGACUGGGAAAAAUAGUUCUUCAGCACCAGAGCCUGAACGUCUCGAUGGAGUCAUUAAUUCUGUCAAAUGCAAGAAGCACACACGACUCCUUGAAAGGCUCCCUGAACUUGUCUGCAGACGUGGCUCAUUUUUUCAGAAAAAUCCAUCUACAGACAAGCUGACAAUCAUCCCUGAGCAUGAUUGGAAAUAUUUCUGUGAGGAAUGGGGAGGGAUCAUGGAAAAUGGUGUAUCAGCUCUUAUUGAGGUUGGUAACAAUACAGAGCAAAGUUCAUCCCCAGACGUCAUUGAUCUUGAGAAGCAUUCUUCUCCUGAUGAUAAUAUGGACGUCGAUGCUCAACAGCUUAUUCUCAGGACAUCCCCAGAGAUUUGUGAGGAAUGCAUAGGGGAGAGAGAAAGCUGUGAGUUGAUGCAGAAACUUACUUACUCCGAGGGAGAUGUAUUUGUCUGUCUUGUGCGUGGAAAGGAAGCUCCAAAAGCAAUGUUAGAGGCAUCUGACUCCAGCUUUGAGGUGGAUCGGCGUACCUCAAAGCGAUCUCGGAGAACAAAUUAUGGAAACCUGACAAGUCUGAAAGUGUCUGCGACAACGACCGUGUACCAAUUAAAGAUGAUGAUAUGGGAAUUACUUGGGGUGAUGAAGGAAAACCAGGAACUUCACAAAGGCACAAAAGUGAUUGAUCAGGAAUCUGCAACCCUUGCAGACAUGAACAUAUUCCCUGGCGACAAGCUUUGGGUGAGAGAUACCGAGAUGCAUGAACACCGUGAUAUUGCUGAUGAGUUAUGCGGUAAGAAAACAGGGGCUCAGGAUAUCGAAGAAGGGUUUCGAGGGACGCUUUUGACUGCAGAUAUCUCUUCUGAAAUUGUAUCUUGA
Messenger RNA from Arabis nemorensis, 3204 nucleotides. Lineage: Eukaryota; Viridiplantae; Streptophyta; Magnoliopsida; Brassicales; Brassicaceae. The record is from the annotation of a GenBank genome assembly.